Molecule: messenger RNA, 762 nt
Organism: Coffea arabica (coffee)
Lineage: Eukaryota; Viridiplantae; Streptophyta; Magnoliopsida; Gentianales; Rubiaceae
Source: RefSeq, a predicted model, not a curated record
AUGGAGAAAACAUCGAAUUGGGGAUCCCUCACAGACCUCCUCCUGGAUUCAAUUCUUAAGAAGUUGGUUUCCCUCAUCGAUUACGUCCGCUUCAGUGCCGCCUGCAAGCAUCGGAGCGCCGUAGCAGCAGAUCCAAACAUGGAAAAGUUACAUAUUGAAACUUCUGCAAAUAAUCAACUCCCCCUCCUGAUGAUCCCAACAAUAAAGGGUAGUCGCAAAAGCCGUACCUUGUACAACUUAAGUCAUGGCAAAGCCAAUUACGACGUGGAAUUAUCAGUGCCCCUCCACAGAAGAUGUUGUGGUUCUUCCCAUGGAUGGUUAGCGUUUGCCAUGGAUGAUCUUUCCAUAACUCUUUUCAAUCCUUUCACCGAAAAGGUGGUUUUGUUAGCCAAUCCAAUUACAAAUCCAGAAUAUGAGGUAGCUGUCAUAUAUGGUGAUAUGCACCAAUUAGUAUUCAUCAAAGCUGGUUAUGAGAAGUCUUGGAGUUUUAUUGAACUUGAUUAUUGGAAAAUCACAAUAGAAGAUUUCGUUGGCUCAAAAGAAUUUGUUGUCUCAGAUGUUAUAUAUCAUAAGGGAAUUAUCCGUUGCGUGAACUAUCAUAACAGAAUUAGCAAUGAUACUCAGGCAAGGCUUCUACCGAGGAAACAACGGGCAAAAAGCUUUGGACCAGGGGUUUUAGACGACAGAGUAAGAGCAGAUUUGCUUGAAGUUAAAACAAACUUGGUUGAAUCUUCGGGUGGGAAAUUGUUGAUUUUAAGAUGA